UGCAGUUGUGUAGGCAACUGAACAAAGUCUUAUGUUAGGCGAAAAUUCUAUGAAACCAGGUGUUGGCUGUUGUUUUCAUUGAAUAGGUUAGAGAAAGAGUAGUUUCUUGUUAAAAAAGAGUCAGGGAGAAAAUCGAUUCGUUCAUAAAAAAGGUAGAAUCGAUCCUACCAGGCUCGCGAAAAAAAGCUGCAGGAGUUGAGUGAAUGUAGGUCGAUUGUUUAACCUGACGGGGAGGGCUGGGGUGGAGCGCUUCUGGGAAACAGCAUUCUUUCUUGUGAAACUCACAGAGUGCUGCACUUUCUGUUUAGCUGAGAUAUUAGCUGUGUAGGUCUGCAGAGGAGAAUGUCAGGAGUUUACAUGACAACUCUGGUACAGAAGGGUCCGGGACUGUAUGAAGCUAUGGGUAACAACAUUAUCCUCCCUUACUCUGGGCACAUUCCUGGCGGCAUCCAUGUUGGAACGGAUGUUGUGAUAGCUGGCAGGACUCACCCAAACUUUGACAGAUUCAGCAUCAACUUGUGUGUUGGCCCCAACUUGGACCAAGAUUGUGCUCUUCACUUCAACCCGAGGUUCAACGAUGGAAAGGUUGUCAGGAAUCACAAGCAGGCUGGGAACUGGGGCAGUGAGGAAACUUCUGGAGGGAUGCCAUUCAGACGUGGACAUAAUUUUGAAAUGCAUGUUAAAGUAACACACCAGGGUUAUGAAAUAAAAGUCAACCACCACCACUUUUGUACAUUUUUCCACCGACUACCCAAAGAGAGUGUACAGUAUGUCCACAUUGCAGGUGACUGCAACAUUACAUUUAUUCAGUUCCGUGGAGCACCAUCUUCUUUCCCGGCGGUACCCAGCUAUGUUCCUCCUUCAUUCCCAGCUGCCCCAAGCUACCCAGCUGCUCCAUCAUAUCCAACUGGCCAAAGCUAUCCCCCUGCUCCAGCAUAUCCUGCCACAGGAGGUCCUAUCUACAACCCACCAGUACCUUUUACAACUCCCAUCCCAGGGGGACUGUAUCCAGGAAAAAUAAUCUACAUCACAGGAGUUCCUUUCCCUAACCCAAGCAGAUUUACCAUCAACCUGUCUUGUGGCCCCUUUGAUUCAGCAGACUUCGUCCUUCACUUUGAUGCCAGAUUUAACUUCGGUAGUGACAGGAACCAGGUGAUCAGGACACACAAACAGUCUGGUACCUAUGGGUCAGAGGAAAGGCACAUGAGUUACUUCCCCUUCUUCCCUAACACCAACUUUGAGCUGAUGAUCCUGACAGAACAAAGUGGCUUUAAGAUCGCAGUGAACAACCAACAUUUCACAGAGUUUUACCAUAGGAUUCAACCAUUUCAAAGAGCAGACCAUGUGAUAGUGACUGGGGAUGUGAGACUGACGCAAGUCCGCUUUCAGUAAACCACAUUUGUUGUUAAACGGAGAGGCACUGUGCAUUGUUGACUGGUACUUUUGUCAGAUUUAUGUUGGGAUAUUUCAAUUUAUGUUUCAUAUUUUCCUGUUAUACACAUGAAUAAAGUAUACUUAUUUUAUCUUUAAACAAACUCUUUAAGUGUUAGAACAUUUUUACUUUGCUUUGUAAACUAAAAACGAAAUACAUUUUUAUACAUGUGUUAAUUUCUAUCUUUAUAACUUGUCACAAAUUUACAUGACUACCCACAGGAUUAGUUUGACAAAUAUAUAAGUACAUAUAAAAUAUGUAUACCUGUACACAUUUUUAUUGUUAGCUUGUAAUAGCCUAUAUUCAUGUGACAUAAUUGAAUCUAUUUAAAAUGUUUUUAAAAUAAUUUCUAGACAUUGUUUUGCAAUUUUUAAUACUAGAUCUUAUGUAAUCAAAACAUUGUGUAACCUUGCUAUGUGAAUGUGCAGUGACCAACUGCAGUAGCUUGUUAAUAUUGUAAAAUGAAAGACACCCAUGACCCAACACAAUAAAUCAACAUCCUUGUUUUAUAACCAAGAAAAAAGUUUGAAUUCAAGUGAUUGUACUUUAAAACAAACAUUGUAAAUCUUAAUUUGUUUUAAGUUUUAUUAUUUUAAUAAAAAGGGAAACAACUCA
Physella acuta is the source of this 2047-nucleotide messenger RNA. RefSeq names its product galectin-4. Gene Ontology annotation, molecular function: carbohydrate binding. The record is from RefSeq and is a predicted model, not a curated record. Lineage: Eukaryota; Metazoa; Mollusca; Gastropoda; Physidae.